Amphibalanus amphitrite is the source of this 1795-nucleotide messenger RNA. RefSeq names its product mitochondrial carrier homolog 2-like. The coding region runs from base 134 to 1264 and encodes 376 amino acids. The record is from RefSeq and is a predicted model, not a curated record. NCBI's taxonomy places the organism in Eukaryota, Metazoa, Arthropoda, Thecostraca, Balanomorpha, Balanidae. The transcript is spliced from 9 exons.
AUCCGCCCCCGGGGCAUGACCUUGACCGGUGACCGGGCGCCGCGCGGGUCGCGGUCAGCUGACCCGGCAGUCGAGCGGUCAGUGUGCGCGGCGGUUGGGUGGUCGGCUCUCGACAGCAAAAGUGACGGAAACCAUGGAUGUUUCUUCGGUCAAGAAUUGGAUGUCCUGGUCCGCUGUGUGGUUUCCCGCCUGCUUUGCUCCGCAAUGCCUUGUCUGCAAUACCCCAGAUGAUCACCCUCGGCCGAGCUACAUGCCGAAUCAGCCGGGGCCCGAGGAUCCCUCCGCCGCCGCCGGCACCGCUCCAAUGGCCAACCAUCACUAUGACGAGGCCAACGAGCACAUCUGCUACCAGAUGGCCGUCAAGCUGGGCCUCAACGUCGCCCUCAGCCCCAUCGACAACGCCAAGCUGCUGAUGCAGAUCGGGUUCGAGCCGCUGCCGCCCACCCCGACCAAGACCCUGUUCGGUCGGCCGGUGCUGGGACUGCCCAAUGUCUUCAAAUACAUGAACUACAUGAGGAAGCGGGACGGCUUCUGGGGUCUGUACCGCGGCAGCACAUCCCGGAUCGUGUGCCAGCUGGUUUCCGGCUGCACCUUCCACCAGGUCACCAGCCGGAUCACAUUCAAGGAGGAGGACCGUCUGCGGAGGAAGCGCGAGGAAGAUCUGACCGAGGACGAGCUGAGGAAGCUGUUCAUGAUGGCCACUCUGCGUGACCUGGGCGGGCGGCUGACCUGCAUCAUCCUCACCCACCCCCUGACUGUGGUGAAGAUUCGCUGCAUCGCCCAGUUCAUCGGUCAGGAGACGCAACACAGUGGCAUUCUCUCCUCGAUGCGUUCCAUCUACCAGGAGAACGGCAUCCUGGGCUUCUUCGCCGGCCUGGUGCCGCGCCUGCUCGGCGACCUGCUGUCGGCGCUGCUGGUCGCCUCGCUGACCUACGUCGUCAACAACUACGUCGUGGAGGACAAGGAGCUGAAGACGUACACCGGAUCGACGAUGGCUUACAUCGGCUCGGCGCUCACCUACCCGUUCCAUGUGGUGAGCACCUGCUCGGCCGUCUCCAACUCGGGUCUGGUGGCCGGCUCGCCGCCGUACAUGCCGCACUACUCCUCCUGGGUGGACUGCUGGCGGGACCUCAGCGCCGGCAACCAGCUCAAACGCGGAGGAUCCAUCUUCUUCCGCUACUAUACCGGCCCGCAGGUGGUACUGGGCGGCCGUGUGGUGCCCGUCGGUAACUACCCCGGCUCGGGCGUGGCGCCGCUGCAGUGAUCCGCCUGCCCUGUCUACUGGCAAUGUCCGGUACUGGCAGACACCGAACGAGCUCUACGGCGGUCUUCUGCCGACCUUCCCAACGCCGGGUCAUCCGUGUGUCUGUGUGUAACCAGGGGAGGGAGCACCAGUCGGGCUAGGAAGUCUCCGUCUGGGAGAGAGUAGGUCUGCAGAGGGAUGUGUUCCCCGGAUGGGAAGCCCCCGCACCUGUGCUGCCGUUACGGGGCGCCCGCAGCUGUAGGGGGCGCGGGAAGGGACGGUGAUAACCGGCGGCGCUGCCCCCUGUGACACCUGUGACGAGCGUGACGCGUGUGUGACGAGGGGUGGCCGGGCGCCCGCCAGUGUGCUGUGUGGGGAUUUCAUACCGGGGCAUCGGGGCGCCGCCCAGUCGCACGAGCAUCCCUCUAGAAACGGGGUGCUGCGCCUGCCGGUCUUUGGUAAUGUGGCGCAAUGCAGCUUUCUCGUGUAUAGCGCGGCGCAAUGCUACUUAGUGGCCAACUAAUUCACGUAAAUAUACGCACAUAGGUCUUU